AAAUGAAAGAAAAGUGAAAUUACUAUGACGUUCUUAUGGGAAUUAACACUCACAGCGGCAUCAAUUUACUUUGACACUGCAUGAAAAGGAUUUGUUAUUUUUCUGCUGUAACAAAUAAAUCAUUUGAGUAAAAACAUCAAGUAGAAAGAAGAAUUUGGGACAAUAAAAGGUGUACACGUAAUAACAUAAAUAUCAAAUUGUUGGAAAAUCAAAUCGUUGAAAUAUCGAAUUAUGGAUGAAGUGGAAAAUAUUCUUCAUAGUGCAUCGUCAUUUCUGCAUCCUUUUGGAUUAGAAAUUAAUGCAUUUAAGGUGGGCUGGUACAAUGAUGAGGUUGACAAAGUGUACGAGCUUAAGUACCCUUAUGACACAUUGGCCUUGUGUGUCAUCAGUGCUCCUGACAUGUUUGAUAAAGGUUUCAUCUUUGUGAAAUCUUGUGAAUUCACUGGUUCUUUAGAUCCUUUGGACGAGUUUAUAUCUUCUAAAAUAAAGAAACUGCAUACAGUAAUUUCAGACAAACAAAUUGAUAUCAUGUUUGACUACGAAGUGCUUCCAAAUCGUCGACCAAAAGUUCUUGUUCAAACAGCAGGUCAUGUAUCAGGUGCAGCCUUUUAUUACAGAAAGGAGAGUGUUAAGAAUCAGCCAUCAUCAUGGGGUGAAAAUGCCAAAAUUUAUGGAGUUAGCAUUCAUGAAAACUAUGGUGGUUGGUUUGCAUUUCGAGGAGUAGUUAUUGUCAAGGAUGUCUUGGCCCCAGAUCUAAAGAAGACUCCUCCGGUGGAUGUAUUGAGUGAAGAUGAAAAAAAAAUUGAAGUUCUUGAAAAAUACAACUAUCAUUGGAAAGAUUGGAGUUACAGGGAUGUUGCUCCAGUUUCGAUGAAAUAUUCUGAUGAACAAAAACUGUACUUUGAAACACCUCCCUCUGAAAGAAGAAAACUUUUGGAAAAUUUUUUUUGAAGCUACAUAUGCAUCAACACACAAAAUCAAUUGCAUCUCCUGUUUAUCAUAAAGAUGUUAAAUUUUAACAUGGAAAAAUAUUAGCAGUUAUUGUAUUUAAUAAUAUAAAUUUGUUGUAUUACUUCUUUACAAUUUCAUGGUUGUGUAUUUGUGUGAUAAAUAGCAUAAAGUAAUAGAGUUUUUUAAUGUAAUAAUUUUUUGGCAUUUAUUAUGAGCUAUUAAAAAGUAAAACAUAAAAUAUA
Messenger RNA from Xenia sp. Carnegie-2017, 1193 nucleotides. RefSeq names its product cyanocobalamin reductase / alkylcobalamin dealkylase-like. Gene Ontology annotation, cellular component: cytoplasm. The record is from RefSeq and is a predicted model, not a curated record. NCBI's taxonomy places the organism in Eukaryota, Metazoa, Cnidaria, Anthozoa, Malacalcyonacea, Xeniidae. Gene Ontology annotation, biological process: cobalamin metabolic process. Gene Ontology annotation, molecular function: demethylase activity; cyanocobalamin reductase (cyanide-eliminating) (NADP+) activity; FAD binding.